AUGCUCACUCAAUCCUAUGGCGACAUGUACUUGCGCUUUAAGCGGGUCUUGGAACCUGCUACGAUGAUCCUCGCCGCUUGGACCAUCUGCGCCUGUGCGCUGUCGGCCUUCGCUAAGGCGCAGACCCUCUUUCAGCAGGAACCUUACGACGCAGGCUUAUUCACGCCUUUCGAGAGCCUAUCGGCAUUGCCCGAGACCGAGUUCACGUCCCUCUCUCACCCUUUCUUCCCGGAAUACAGCGUGCGGUUGAAGAAGUCGAAGUUCUGCGAUGGGUCGGUCAACUCGUACACUGGAUAUCUGGACAUUUCCGAAACCAGGCACCUGUUCUUUUACUUCUUUGAGAGCCGUAACGAUCCGGCGAAGGACGAUGUCAUCUUUUGGACGAACGGAGGCCCUGGCUGCUCCUCUGCCGUCGGCCUAUUCAUGGAGCUUGGUCCCUGCCGUAUCUCGGACGAGCAUGGCCCCAGAUACCACCCCGUAUCAUGGAAUAACAAUGCGAACCUCUUCUUCAUCGACCAGCCUGUCGGCGUUGGCUACUCGUACGCAGACUACGGCGAGCAUGUCUACACCACCGAAGACGGCGCCAAGGACAUCGCUGCUUUCGUCGCCAUAUUCUUCGAGCACUUCACCCAGUUUAAGGGCCGGCCGUUCCAUAUGGCUGGCGAGUCGUAUGCUGGUCGCUACCUCCCUCUUUACGCCUCCGCUGUAUACGACCAGAAUGUCGCCCUGGUCAAGGCAGGCUUGACCCCUGUGAACCUGUCUUCCGUACUCAUUGGGAACGGCGUCUCCGAUCCCUUCACCAUCUUCCUCUCCCGCUAUGACAUGCAAUGCACGAACGCGUCUCUCCCGCCCGUCGUUGACAUCGCGACUUGCGUGCAGAUGAAGAGCAUGACCAAGCGGUGCGAGAAGUGGUUCCGGGAGGCGUGUAUCGACCAGUACGAUGCGAUGAAUUGUAGGGCUGCCACCUCCGUCUGCUUAGACGCAAUCGAGAAGCCAUUCUAUGAUACUGGCAUGAACCCGUACGAUAUCAGCCAACCCUGUAAUGGCACCGUUGAGACGACGCUGUGCUACCCAGUUACCAAACAUAUAAGCAACUACCUUUCUCGAACUGAAGUCCGCGAGAAACUCGGCGUCGAUCCCGCCGUGCCAGCGAACUUCUCCUCCUGCAGCGCCGACGUCAGCACGAGCUUCGACCUGUCGCAGGACGCGCUCCACGUAGCGACGGUGCUGAUCUACGUCGGCGACUAUGAUUGGAGGUGCAGCUGGAUUGGCAACGAGCGCUUCACGCUCGCGCUGGAGUGGUCCGGGCAGGCCGACUUCGCCAGCCAUGAGCUGCGGAAUUGGUACGUGGACGGCGUCUCGGCGGGAAAGACGCGCAGCACCAGCGACGGGCAGUUCAACUUUGCGACGGUGCACGCAGCGGGGCAUAUGGUUCCGUAUGACAAGCCAAAGGAGUCGCUGGAGCUGCUCAGGAGGUGGCUGAACGGAGAAGCGCUCUGA
Molecule: messenger RNA, 1500 nt
Organism: Schizophyllum commune H4-8
Lineage: Eukaryota; Fungi; Basidiomycota; Agaricomycetes; Agaricales; Schizophyllaceae
Product: alpha/beta-hydrolase
Exons: 13
Coding region: 1-1500 (499 amino acids)
Biological process (GO): proteolysis
Cellular component (GO): fungal-type vacuole
Molecular function (GO): serine-type carboxypeptidase activity
Source: RefSeq, a predicted model, not a curated record